ACCCCCGACUCCCGACCUCACAGAACAAUAAUGCAAGAAACAAGGACAUCGCGAAAAGAUUUUCUUUACGACCGCAAGCGCAAGAAGAAACUGGGCAUUCAAAAUUAACGGAAACCGCUUUUUGGGAACGAUUUUCCUGGAUGGAAAGCCAAAUAAGGAGUCAAGAGAUGCAGCCGCCGACAGGCAAAAAAGGAAAACCUCCGAUUCAAAAGCCGCUGUGCCGCCUGUGCGAGUGUCCGACGUCGGACGGCCACGUCCGCGCGUCGCAGGUGGACAGGAUCAAGCUGCGGACAUGGGCCAUGAAGGUCUUGGACCUGAGAGCAAGAGAUGGAAAUUUGCCGAUGUUGAUCGGAGAGGACCAUUUGAUCUGCUAUUUUUGCAUCUGGCAGGCCGAGUUUGAUGAUGAGUCUGGAGAUGAUUCCCUUGCUUGGUGGCCGAAAAACCUUGAUUUGGCAGAGAACGCUAAGAUUCUUCGAGAGAAUUAUUCAGCUGGGGAGGUUGAUCAGUGUUGGGUGCAGUUGGAAGAGGUUGAUCUUGACAAACAAACAGAGGAAAUCCCCAAGAAAAGGAAACGACGCGUCGGUGGAGUGUGUAUUUACUGCGGCAACCGUUACAAUCAACUGAUGGAGCACGUCAAACUGAUGCAUAAAAAAGCCAUCAAAUGCGGAUUUUAUGGCUGCACGACAUAUUUUCACACCGAGAAGGAAAAAGAGCAGCACAUGCAGGAGGACAUCUACGCAAAACACUUCAAACGAAGGGAAAGGAGGAAUGUUCGUUGCAAAUUUUGUAAAAACGUCAAAUUUUCACGCUCAUUGGAAGUUUUGCGGGCGCACAUGAACCGCUUCCAUCCGGAACUGGUGGCGUGCACGCGAGUAGGCUGCAAAGAGUACUUCAAAAGCAAGUCCGAAAUGAUUCAACACAUCAUCUCGUCGCACAAACGAGCCAUAAAUCAAGAUCAUUUCAAGUGCAUGCAAUGUGAAUAUUUCACUACGGUAAAGUGCAAUUUGAAAAAACACGUAGAGUCGAAGCACAUGCCAAAGACCUUCAAAUGCGACAGUUGCGACGCCAAAUUCGGCUCGAAACGGAUAGUGAACAGGCACUACCAACUUUGUCACACGUCCACAAAAUGCAAAUCUUGCGGCCAGGAGGUGGUUCUCGGAUACAAGCCAAUCCACGGAAGGCCAACGGUUUGCUCCACAUGCAAACGCAGUUUCGACUGCUUGGGUGUGUUUCUAUUUCAUAAAAAGAUGUGCUGCGAAGAAAACAUCCAUAAAUGCGAAGAGUGCGGAAAAGAAUUCCCCAAGAGUUGGAACUUAGAUUGCCACGUGGUUAGAGUUCACGCCAAACCUGUCAAAGCCGAGUAUUUCCGCUGCGAGCAUUGCAACUAUUCGACAUUACACAAGAGUCGCGUUACGGAGCACAUGCAUUGGAGCCAUUUUCCAAAGACGAUCAAGUGUGACGAGUGCGACAAAUUGUUCGCCACUGAAUCUUUUCUCAAGCAUCACAAGCGCAGGUCGCACCAAAACGUCCAUUGCGCAGAGUGCGCGCAGGAGGUGCCCCGUCACACCAUGUCUAAUCACCGGCUUUCCAAGGCUUGCCACCGCUGCAAGGGCAAGUUCAGGUGCGCAGGUUUGUACCAAUUGCAUUGGGAGAACUGCAAACAAACCGUCUUUACUUGCAAGGAGUGUGGAAAAAUGUUCACCAUCCAUUGUGAGUUGAGUCGCCACGUGAAGAGAGUUCACACCAAAACUGUCAAAACCGCUGUUUUUCUCUGCGCGCAUUGCGACCAUUCUUCAACUGACAAGAGACGCAUGUCGGAUCACAUGCAAUGCAGACAUCUUCCGAAGAAGAUUAAGUGCAAGGAGUGCAACACAAGGUAUGCCUCGCAAUAUUUUCUCAAGCGUCACAUAAACCGGUGGCACGAAUACGUUCAUUGCUCAGAGUGUGGGCAGGAGGUACGCCGUCACGCCAUGUUUCGACACCGGCGCAUCAAGACCUGCCGCUACUGCGAACGCAAGGCGGGCUGCUCAGGACUUCUGGAACAGCACGAGAAGAACUGCCGGAUAAAUUCAAAGCAGCGGGGUCCAGAUUCGUGCGUAAAUUCCAAGCAGCAGGGUCCAGAUUCGUGCGUAAACUCCAAGCAGCGGGGUCCGGAUUCGUGCGUAAAUUCCAAGCAGCGGGGUCCAGAUUCGUGCGGAAAUUCCAAGCAGCGGGGUCCAGAUUCGUGCGUAAAUUCCAAGCAGCGGGGUCCGGAUUCGUGCGUAAAUUCCAAGCAGCGGGGUCCAGAUUCGUGCGGAAAUUCCAAGCAGCGGGGUCCAGAUUCGUGCGUAAAUUCCAAGCAGCAGGGUCCGGAUUCGUGCGUAAAUUCCAAGCAGCGGGGUCCAGAUUCGUGCGACGCGCAGAUAUGGCGUCCGGUGGAUUAUGGCGCGAAAUAAAAUUCACGUGAAAAUACACGAAAAUAACCAAGUUUUGGUCAAUAUUGUGAAAUAAUUUGCAUUAUUUGUACUAAUUGUGUCUUUUGGAUCGUAAAAACAAACUCUUGACACUCGAACGGCAAUCAAAAGAGCUUUUUGCUUCCCACAUUCAGACGCCAUCUUGAACUUGCGCAGUGGGAACCGAUUUUAUCGCACAUCUGGCUCUCGCUGAUUCAAAGUUCUAGUGACAAGUGCCCGAAAAUGUUCAAGUAUAUGUGAUUUGUCUACGUAUUUUUGUGAAUUUAUACGAACUUUAAUUGGAUCUCAUCAAUCAAAGAUUUUUAUUGUUUAAUGUGACGUGAUAAAUGCCCGUAAAUUAACGGGCGAAUGAAAUGUCUGUGUUCUUAGAUAUUUAAGAAGCGUACAUUGCCGUAAAUAUUCGUAUUGGUUGCCGUAAAAUGAAAUAAAUAUAAUUAAAUGUACAGUACAGCUGAUGCAUGUAUUCCGAAAAAAUUCUUGUUUGUCGAAUUGUUCAAACCAACUAGAAUAUUGUUCCAUGUGCACAUCCAGUUUUUGAUGGGAAGAAUAAAAAUUGUUUCGUGUCUCG
Molecule: messenger RNA, 3021 nt
Organism: Cloeon dipterum
Lineage: Eukaryota; Metazoa; Arthropoda; Insecta; Ephemeroptera; Baetidae
Product: zinc finger protein 429-like
Exons: 3
Coding region: 141-2435 (764 amino acids)
Source: RefSeq, a predicted model, not a curated record